CCCCGGUCCAUGCAGGCCUUUUACUGAUCCAGUCCAUCGGUAUGCAGCCGAAUAGGCCGGUUGCUUUUCAAUGCAGCUUAUAAAGGACGAACUAGAAUUUAGAAGAGAACAUAAGUUUUUAUUUUUGAUUAUUUUGCCAUUUGUUUUCCUCGGUGUGAGACUGAUGUACUAUCUCCCAUUAAACUGUAUUAAAGAUCUUUGGAUCGAAAGACUGAAUGAGGAGAUUUAUUGAAUUGGGAGAAGUUGUGUGAAAUGAAAACUGUGGGAGAGUUUUUUGAAGCACUUCGAAUGAAGUUUUAAGUUUUAUCUGGAGCUGACGGAUAUGUUAUCACAACUGAAACUAAUCUCUUAAUUGUGAGAAUUUUGUUGGUACAGACAUACAAGACAAGCAUCCCCGAUAACUAUACAAUGAUUCCUUGAUAAAUAAUUUCUAUUGAAAGAGUUAUGUAUUAGCAACAAAAAAACCAUGUUACUAAAUAUAUUUAGAAUGUACUCCAAAUUCAUGAUUAUCAUUACAAAAGUCACUGUAUAAUAUGAUAAACGAAAUGUAAUUUAAUACUAUGAAGAUUUGCUACUUGCAAAGCAUCAGAAAUUUGCUAGCUGCUAUUUGGUUGAAAAUAUCUAACUGCUUGGGUUGAAAAUAUCCAAUUAUAGGAAGCAUGUAUGGCUAAAGAUGGUAGAGUUUGGAUUUUAUGAACGGCUGUUGCGUUUGGAUUUUUAAAAAAAAACUGAUAAAAAUUAUAACAACUUCUCUGCUUUAUUCAAGAUAAUCCAUUUUGUGAUAAUGGAUUAAAUUGCCCAAGAUGUUAAACAGUUUAAGAUUCGUUAAGCAUGAAAACAUUUAUUCGAAUUGUGUUUAAAAUCUAGAAUGAAGAGAUUUGUCCCUACAAAACAAGUGACAUUUUCCACAAUGCAAAACCAUCUUUUACCUAGAGUGUAUUUCAUUUGUUUCAUGUGUUAUUGCUCAAACAUAAUUUUAGCUUAUGGAAUAGAUGAAACACAAAUCAUUGCAGCGAGUGCAUUGAAAGAGCAUGAAGCUAUGUACUCAAAAUGUGGAGGAAUUCUAAGAGAUUCGCAAGGAAUAAUCUCAACGCCGAAUUUCCCAAAGCCAUACCCGGUACCUAUAAACUGUAGGUGGGUCAUAGAAGCUCCUGCAGAUAAAGUCAUAGCUAUCUACUUUACACAGUUCUAUAUGAGAGAAGGCUUGACAGUUAACGAAUAUGCUUUUUUCUCAGACACAUUAUACAUGGGCAAAAAGGAAUUUGGAAUGAUAAGUUCUGACAGAGAACCUACCUACCUAGUGAGUAACAAACCAGUUUUGGUUUUGGACUUUUUGGUACGAGAAUCUGGAAAUAUUCAUAUGCGAGUACGCGAACAUUUACUUGAUGUUUUUGGUUUCAACAUGACUUAUGAAAUUGUGGGUAGAAAUGAAUCAAUUCGAAAGGAUGCUUGUCUAUACCAUCAUUGCUCAUUUACUGGCUCAUGCUAUGCAACUGCUCUGUUCACAGCCUAUGUAUGUCAUUGUUUCACAGAUUUCUACGGCUCUGAGUGUCAAUACAAUCCCGGUUGUGAACCGGGAGCUGUCUCAAGCUGCCAAAAUGGAGGAACAUGCAGGUAUUACAUAGGAUCUACAGUGAAAACGUGUGAAUGUCCGUCCGGCUUUGAAGGUUCAAAAUGCGAGAAAAGAAAAGAUGAUCGGAGACUCUUAGCUCAAUGUGCUGCCUUAGGAUGCGCACAGACAUGUGGUCAGACAAAUCAUGGAGACUAUAAAUGCACCUGCUUGACUGGCUAUCACUUAAUAGAAGACAAGAAAACUUGUGUUGAAAAAGGUAGAACAAGAUACUUAAUUACAUUUAAGCUCUAUGAUCAAAACGUUGAUUUAGCCCAUUUGGAUGCAACUCGUCAUAAUCAACUAAAAAAAGGAAUUGAAAAUGCGCUUUUACAGCUAUUCCAGCCAAGACUUUACAAGACAGAAAAUUUGACAGUUUUGAGCUUCCAACCAGGGGCUGUUGUCCAGUUUCAUUUCUUUGGAGAGAAAGAGGAUAGCCAUCAAGCAAAGAGUAUAAUGGAAGAAGCUUUAAAAUUUAAAUCCAUAGGAAAGUAUGCCGUAGAUAGAAACUACAUAAGCUUCGAAUGGGAGCCAGCUUUAAGCAUACAAAGCAUUGAAGCAUCCGAAAAAAUGCCUGUAGUUGAAGGAUCAGAGAUGAAUCUUGCUUGUGUUACCCAGGGAUCGAGUGCUAUGCAAGUUCGAUGGUUCAAGGAUGGGGCUGCUAUCAAUGUUCAAACAUCCUACCGCAAUAUGUGGACAACCUUAGUUCCAAAAAACUCAAAAGACCAGUAUACUGUUAUUUUAGGUUUUGAAAAAGCUACGAUCCAUGAUUCAGGUGAAUUUACGUGUCAGGUAACUGACUGGGGAACAAUACAGAAUAAAAGUAUAAUGGUUUCAGUAGUAUCAGUUCCUGAACCACAAGUGGUACCUUUGACAUCGACUGUUGCUCAAGGUGAACGAAUUGUUAUUACAUGCUUGUCUGAAGAAGAUGUGUUUGGAAACUUUGGGUACAACUGGCUCAAAAAUGGCCGCAUCUUAAAUCCAUCUGUUGAACCAGAAAUGGUGGAAGAUUUGUACCCGGCAGGGAGCCGUAUUAUUAUACAUCCAGCCCGAGCAUCUGCUACGUACACAUGCAUUGUAACAAGUACUGCUGGAGCGGUUAGAAAAGAUAGCACUGUAACUGUGCUUAUGUCUAGAGAGCACACCCCCACAUGUUCUCCCGAAAAAUAUCUAGAAGUCAAAUGGACAGUAACGGCACCCAACACAGAAGAUAUUCAGUUUUGUCCAAAAGGAUACACAGGUGAAGUCCGAAGACUUUGCAAUCUCAAAAAAGAAAAUGAAGCUGCUUGGAGUGAACCGGACUAUUCGAGAUGCUUAUCUCAAGAAUUCCAAGUCAUAAAAUAUAAGUUCGAGAGUUUGAGAAUGGGAUACCUUAUCACAGAGGUUGGUACUUUAUUACAAGAGCUGAAGGCUUAUUUGUGGAAUAUGAGGGACCGUUUCCAUAUUGCUGAAGGAGAACCAGUGGUUGAUUUGCUUGAAGAUCUGCAUGAUUAUCAAAGGAAGCAUGGAAAAAAUGAUGAAAUUCAAUUCAAGAACAAUUCUCAAAUUUUUUUGGACAUCGUUUCCUUCCUUUUGGAUUCACCACAGCUGAUUCAGAAGCAGUCCCACGUAAUUAAACUUCAUCAACAAAUCCUCAGCCAUGGUUUAUUACACGGAGCAGCUGUAACAGGGGACACUUUUCAUAUGUUCCAACGAUCUGCUCUGGUACUCGAAGUGGGUCAGGUACAAAAUGAAGGUCAGCGUAUACUAAGAUUCCCAAGUAGAAAGUCUACCAGAGAAGUGAAAGAAGCCUCGCAACCAACGUGGCUAACUGAUUCUGUAGAACUAGACUUCAAUACUUGGAUUGCAGAGAACUUUCAAGAUCUAAAUGAUUCUAUCAGCAUGGCAGUUGUAUUUUACAAAAAUUUCUCAGCUUUUUUACCUCAAAGAUUUUUGGCACAAUAUGGAUAUGGGUAUGGCUCUAUUUUGCACAGAGGUCUUGACAUGGAAUAUCAGUUGCACUCUAGAAUUGUAGCCGUGGCAAUGCAAACUGGUCAAAGGAGAGUUGGCUCACGAGCAUCUCGUCUCAAAGUUAAAGCUCGUCUUGCACAUUUGAAUCACACUGUGAAUCGACAAAUUAUGUGGAAUAUUUCCUGUGGUGUUGCAGAUUUUUCUCAGGGAAAUGUUCAAUUUUCAAUGGAAGGUUGUCAGCCAAUUCAAACUGGAAAUUAUUCACUUUGCCAAUGCAAUCAUGUAGGAACAUAUGCAGUUCUGCUCACUACUUAUGCACAGCCAGAUGAUUUGCAGUUCCAGGAUGGCUUCGAAGUAAUCGCUGGAAUUGGCUGUGCAUUAUGUGCCUUCUUCGUUUUCCUAACGUUUUUCAUCCUUCUAGUAUUAUGGAAAAAAAUUCGCGGUGCUAUAACAGCAUUGAAAUUACAAGUCUGUAUAGCACUAAUAGGUGCCUACGGUACAUUUCUCAAAGCUCUUCAUGAAUCUUUGUCUAAGGACUACUACCCAUACGUCAUUUCCCUGAUUCAGUUUUUCUUGCUUGCUGCUUUCUCUAUGCAACUAUGUAUUGGCCUUACAGUCUACAUGGAAUUCGUCGAAAUGAAAGGAGUGCGCUAUCCUGAGCUCAAACUUGCAACUAUGGGUUGGGCCAUUCCGAUGAUAGUUGUUGGAGCCACUCUUGCAGCUCAGGUUCCCGAGGGAUUUAGAUUAAAUAGCUGGUGGAUUCAACUGGAGACAAAUUAUUUUUAUGCUUAUUCCAUAUCUGUCAUUAUAAUUACAGUGUUACAAAUCAUGUUAGUGAUGACGGUGAAAACAGAGCUUAAAAUGUAUAGAAAAUUGGAGCCCACAAAACAUUCAAAAACUGUUAACAGGUCCCGUUUGCUCAACAGAUCUUUAAUUAUCAUAUUAUUCCUACUGAUGGUGUCGGCCUCUAGCUUCAUGUAUAUCAAUUUUGAUGAUGAACUUUAUAAAUUUAUUUUUUCUUCCGCUUCUGGAGUUUUGGGUCUUAUGGUCUUCCUUUGCUAUACAAUUUGCAGUGAAAACGCUCAUUCAUUAUGCUCAUCUGGUAAUUCGAUUGAAGAUGAAGAUGAAAAACAGGAACCAAGAUUGAAGGGCAGAGCGGGUUCAUUUCAAAGUUUCUUGAAACCGGAAAUUGUGAGUGACUCAUUCUGCAGCAAAAUGCCAGACACAAUUGAAGUAGAUGUGCGGAUGGAAAAACUGAGGAAACUGCGCUUUCAGAUGGGCUCUGAAGAUAUCGAGUGGAAAGAAGUGGAUCAUCUGCUGGUUGAGAAAUCUGCCGCCGCAUCCAUAGUGCGUGAUUUCACAGUCCAUCAACAGAGAUCUCCACUCAUUGUAUCCAAAUCGAAAGAUGUAACAGCGACAGAGUUGAUUGAUGCCAAUAUCGAUCCUAACGAUCCUCUUUGGGUAGCAAAAAAUGCUCCUGAUGAUCCUCUCUCACCAGCAUUUGAGCUACAGCAACUGGAUGAUAGCCCUCGAAGUAGCCAAUUCCAUAUCAAAGACGUUCAAGAAAUGGAACCUGAUGGCCAAGAGAGUCAAAAACAGUUUUAUGAGUUGGGAAUCAUGAAAGAUACACCUCCAGAUAUACUCGAGCCAACAAAGCAAGCAUAUUUUGCAAUCAAUACAUCAAGUCAGCAAGUUUUAAUGAAUCCCUGCUUGACCACCUUUGUAGGUAGUGGUGACAUCGGUGAACAGUGCAUUAUCAGUACCAAAAAAAUUACAGGUCCUGAUCAAUGUCCCUUAGCCAGUGAAUCGCUGAGGACUAGCUCAUAUUCCACAUUUCACCCCAAUCCAUCAUCUGCGGGUUUUCAAAGCUCUUACAUUGAGUUGAACAAUGGGAAGGUCACUGAAAAGAAGGAUUUUGCCUAUGUCACUAGCUCCGAAACUCAAGAUCCCAAUAAAUUAUCCUCUCAGGAAAAAUCCCCCUCACAUAAGAUUUCAGUCACUAAAAAACCUGUGAUCCUCAAAAUUCCUGAUAUUGGAGAUGAGCCUAUUGUAGCUACUGAUCCAACUCAAAAAAAGAAGGAUGCCCUUGGACUUCAAGUUGCAACUCCGAUUGUGCCAGGUGGGGAAAAAGAUUCUACAAACACUGAAAUGGAUCCCAAUUCUCAACAAGCCAAAAAAGGUUGGAGCAUAACAACUGUUUAAAAUAAUUUUUUAAACGACAGAUUGGUAUAUAUGUUUAUCUGUUUACAAUAAUAAAAUAUGGUUUAUAUAAUUA
Messenger RNA from Parasteatoda tepidariorum (common house spider), 5834 nucleotides. RefSeq lists its product as uncharacterized. Gene Ontology annotation, cellular component: membrane. Gene Ontology annotation, molecular function: G protein-coupled receptor activity. Gene Ontology annotation, biological process: cell surface receptor signaling pathway; adenylate cyclase-activating G protein-coupled receptor signaling pathway. The record is from RefSeq and is a predicted model, not a curated record. Lineage: Eukaryota; Metazoa; Arthropoda; Arachnida; Araneae; Theridiidae.